Molecule: messenger RNA, 1650 nt
Organism: Mugil cephalus (flathead mullet)
Lineage: Eukaryota; Metazoa; Chordata; Actinopteri; Mugiliformes; Mugilidae
Product: neutral cholesterol ester hydrolase 1-like
Exons: 5
Coding region: 92-1330 (412 amino acids)
Cellular component (GO): membrane
Molecular function (GO): carboxylic ester hydrolase activity
Source: RefSeq, a predicted model, not a curated record
GACAGAUUAGGAAACAGCGGCUGCUGAGGACGUCAGACUGUAGAUCUACAUGUCUGGAUCCACUGCGGGUCCUGAGGCUGAGUGAGACGAGAUGAAGCUGCUGCCGCUCGUAGUGACCGUGCUGUUAACGGUGGCGGUGGCUUAUUACAUCUACAUCCCGCUGCCCGAGGCCAUCCAGGAGCCGUGGAAGUUGAUGCUGCUGGAUGCUGCGUUCAGGACAGCCGUGCACCUGGGCACUCUGAAGCACUGGCUGGGGAUCGAGCAUUACAUCCUGUCCAUUAGGCGGUCCACAGAGGGCUUAGAGAGCUCUGACCCCGGCGCGGGCGUCAUCCCCGGCGUGAAAGUCAGCGACAUCGCUUUCUCCGGCGUCCCCGUGCGAGUCUACGAGCCUCCGGCCGGAGGGGAGGGGCACCUGAGGAGGGGGCUGAUGUUCCUCCAUGGAGGCGGCUGGGCCCUCGGCUCUGGCAAGAGAGGGGCAUAUGACACCAUCAACCGAAGAGUAUCUGAUGAGCUCAACACCGUCGUGGUGUCUGUUGAGUAUCGUCUGUUUCCAGAGGUGCACUUUCCAUUGCCGUAUUUAGACUGCCUCGUCGCUGCCAAACACUUCUUGUCUCCAGAAGUUCUGGCCAAGUAUGCAAUCGACCCCGAACGCGUCGGCGUGGCGGGAGACAGCGCGGGAGGGAACCUGGCUGCCGCUGUCGCACAGGAGAUUUCCUCAGAUGAGACCAUGAGUGUGAAAUUCAGUGCCCAGGCGUUGGUAUACCCAGUGCUCCAGGCUCUGGACUUCAACACGCCCUCCUACUUGGAGAACCAGCAGGUGCCCGCCCUGUACCGGACCGUCAUGGUGCAGUUCUGGCUGCAGUACCUCGGCGCAGACCUCUCCCUGCUGCCCCAGGUGUUGGCAAACAACCACAGCGCCUUACAGCACUCGCCCAUCACCCCAGAGCAGAGGUCGCGGAUCGACUGGAGCUCCCUCCUUCCCCAGAAAUACAGGAAGAACCACAAGCCUGUCGUCGUCGAGAAGCGAUCGGAGGGGAUUCUGAAGAUGGUCCCGGGGCUGCUGGACGUGCGGGCGGCGCCGCUGCUCGCCGGACCCGAAGUGUUGGCCAAGUGCCCGCGUACAUACAUCCUGACGGGCGAGUACGACGUGCUGAGGGAUGAGGGGCUGAUGUACGCCCGGCGCUUGCAGGAUGCGGGAGUGGCGGUCACCAGCGACCACUACGAGGACGGGUUCCACGGGAUUUUCAGCUUCAUAGCCUGGCCGGCGGACUUUGACAUAGGGAAGCGGGCGCUGAGGGGUUACCUCAACUGGCUGCAGAACAACUUAUAAAAGUGUUUGUGUGCGAGUGUGGAACGAGCGCAAGCAUGUGUGUGUCUCACCUAAGCGAAUGCACUAGCCCUCGCCUCUGUGACAACUCUCUAAAGGGCUUAGAAAUGUGUUCCUCGAUUAAAACUAUAAGCUCAGGGCCCUCGUCUGUGUGCAUAUACAGAGUUUACAGUCUACUGGCAACACUGACACUGUGACCAUCUACUAAUAAACGCAUAAAAUCACUUUCACGGCCACAAGCUUCGCACUAAUGGAUGAAUUAAUCAGUCGCACCCACACUGCAUACACAUGAGCAAUAAAUGUCACCAAGUUGUUGAAACUGA